Molecule: messenger RNA, 3537 nt
Organism: Ylistrum balloti
Lineage: Eukaryota; Metazoa; Mollusca; Bivalvia; Pectinida; Pectinidae
Source: RefSeq, a predicted model, not a curated record
AUGUUCGGAACCAUUCCCUUGUACUUCGUCAUCAUAAUCCUAGUCGCAGUGGCAGUGGCUUGUGUCUUGAUCGGUUUUGGAUCCUGUUGGUUGUGUAAACAGUGUUAUCUGUGCUACGAAAGGAAGAAAGAAGCCCGACAACGACGACGACGUAGAGAACGACGCCGCCCAAGACACUAUGAUUACGACGACGACGACGAGGAAUUUGACGACGACAUUUACUAUCCCCAACAAAACAUUACUGGUAACCAACGAAAACAUAAAUCUGGGAACCAUCGAAAUGCUGUAGGAAGGACUAGUCCUAUUGGUGAUGGUGGAGAAGAUUUCCCUUCGCGUAACAACGAUAAACAUCACAUAGAAGAUGAACGCAUACCGACUAGAAGUAAAACUCGUCAAGCUGGCAAUGAUAAAAACGUAUUAAAUGCUGAUAGACCUACACAUGUGAGGCAGCAUUCUCCCGAACACAAAGAAAACGACGAGAAAAAAGGAUGUGCGUUGUUUUGCGCCUACUGCUGUUGUUGCUGUGACUCGCUGGAUGAUGAAUAUUACUACGAUUCCGACGACGAAGAGUACGGUGAAAAUUCAGACGAAAGGGGUACAUCAGCAAAAAGCAUCCGCGUUGUGGCAGCUGCAAAUCAUAACCUGUCUAAUUCUGAUCAAAGUAUAUCCAGUGUCACAAACAGACAUACAUUAGACGAUAACCGAAAACCACAAGUUCAAAGUUUAAAAACGACAAAAGGAAAAGAACUGAAGGAAAAUGAAACAAAGGCAAAGAAGAAAGUAGAAAAAGCAAAGAAGAAAGAAAAGGAAAAGACGAGAGAAGAAAAGUCAAAUGCUGGAACCCCGUGUUGUGCCGGCUGUUGUAUUCCAUCAGGCAGCUCAUAUGAAGAAGAUUCAGACAGCGAGGAAAACGAAAUUGAUGAUGUUGAUGAUGACUAUAAAGGCAAUCGAAGGUCUCCAAAUAAAAUGGACAGCAAAAACAGCAUACUUGCAAUAUCUGCUGUUAAACAAAAGGGAGAAAAACCCGCUAAAGGCCGUCCUAAGAGUAACAGGAUCAUAGGUAAAAAUCAACAAAACAAUAAGGAAAAAUCAACGGUUAGUGACACUGGCAACCGUCCAGUCGUAUGUUGUUGUUUCGGUUAUGAAAGCGACGAUGAGUUUUAUUAUGAUUCUGACGAUGAAUAUAGUGAGGACGAAUGCGAUGACUCUGAUUCGCUCGAAACCCCAAGUAAUACAGGGGCAUCAACAAUUGUAGGUUGUAAGACUACCGACAAACCAGGGAAUACGCCUAAAGCAAGAACUGGGGUUUCGAAGCGUCCUCAGCCAGGGAAAAAGAACACGUCAAGGAAAUCGAGAGACGGUAAAAGAUGCAAAAGUUGCUUUUUGUGCAAGAUCAAAUGUGUUGGCUGUCAAGCCUGUUGUAAAAAGAAACAACAGAAGGAAGACAGUUAUGAUGAUUCUGACGAGUACGAUUCUGAUGAUGAUUCUGACGAGGAAGGUGAUGACUGUGCUAGUGAUGGAUAUCAACAAAAUGCGUCAAAAGCCAGUGUCCCAAAACAGAAAUCAAUCAGUAGUAUCUCAUGUGCGUGUGGCGGCGGUAGCGCGUCAGAUGAGUAUGACGAUUCUGAUGACUACUACACUGACGACGACGAGCACCAUGAUGAAGGUGAUAUAACCACAGGUGGCAUUUCCGUUAUUGCAACAGAGACAGCUACAGGGUCAACGACAAAGGCGAGAGCAUCUCACUCUAAAUCAAAACGUUCUAAAACCAAUACAAAAUCUGAUAAGAAGUCAAAUAAGCAACAGAAAAUAGAAUCAGCACACAAACAAAAUGAGAACAUUAAAGUAACUGAAAAACAAACAACAAUGCCUUCGGUACUGGUCGUGGCUCCAAUUCACAAAACAUCGGAACAAACGAAACAAGGUCGUAAAGACAUACAAACGAAAAACAAACCCGAAUCAUCAGACGAUCGGAUAACCAAUGACACCAAAAGUGAUAAUAGCAUCAGCAAAGAACAAACAAACCAUAAUCAAGCGUCGCCAGCAAAUAAAAGCGUAACAGAGAAAAACCCUAUGAUAAAAAGUGCAGCAGUCAACUCAUUUAUGGAAGAAAAAUACGGUUCACCAAAACGCAAGGUUUUCUUUGCCGAAGAUUUUAAGCAAGGCUCUGGUGAAAAAAACGUAGAAUUAUCAGACCAAGAAAUUGAUGGCUCGAACAAAAAUGCAAAAUCUCCAGAACCUGUACUUUUGACACAAAAGACUGCGGAGAAAAGGAGUGCAGCUAUUUCAGCCUUGUUUGCAUCUAGCAAUAACAGAACAGAUACAAACAUGAAUGAAAUUAAAGAUAGCGCUUCAAAAGGAAAUAUACAUAACAAAGAUCAACAUCAAAAUGAUAAAAACGUGCGUUAUAAUGAUGCAGUCAACGAGGUCCCUUCAGCAACGGAGAAAACUAGAGAAGAAAGGGAAGCUGAACAAAAGGAAAACAAGAAAGAAAAGAAUCUUGCAGUGAUGGCUUUAUUGUCGGGAAGCAUGUUCAAAAAGAAAAGCAACCCAAGCUCGAAGUCGAAUCAGACAAGUAAUAGUGUUGGCCAGCCUGUGAACGAACAAAAUUCAAAGAAUACAGCACCAAAACGCCAGGUAAGUGGAAUGGAUAGUAUCGCCAAAGUCGCCGCAUCCUCAAAUGCGUUAUCAGACAUUCAUAGAAAUAACAAUACACGUGGCGUUGACAACCAACCAUAUCGCGAGAUUCGACCUCAGAAUGCCAACCAAGAUAUUCCAAAUUCAGUUCAUCAAGACAAGAGAGAAAAUACAAAUCAAAACAGUACAGCAGCGGUGAAUGGAAAACCACCUCCGGCAGCAGGAAUAACGGCAAGGGGUCGUAAAGACUGGAAAGCAGCUGCCGCACUUGCUGUAGCUAGAGAACAUACCAUCCCCAACAUGAAGACAGAUUGGGAUGUAAUGGGAGGUAACUCCAACAAAAAGUUAGGUAACGACAAUCAUAAAACGUCUACAUUUGCUGCAAGUGUCUCAGCCGUAAUGGCGGGACAACACUUUUUGAAGGCAAGAACAGCCCGUAAAAAUGAACCUUCUUGGGAUCUGUUUAAAGGCAAACCGAAAGAUAUGCAAUCAGAGGAUAUUGUUCCAGCAACAGGAAUGCGUAAGAGCAAGAGCAUGGGUACACUAUUUGAACAGGACAACGACUUGUUUUCUGUUGAAUUACCAACAAAGCGACGAAAAAAACGUUCAGAGGAUUUCGAUUGGGACUCAUUCUCUUCAGGUGCAAGUGAAAGAGGAUCCAGUCAUCCUCCGCGUUUUAACCAGCCCAGUAUAUUGAUGGAUGAUAGCCACCGUCACAAACACGAUGUUGCAAGGAGCUUCCUUCCGACGUACAUCGCUCACUAAUAUACGUCGUUAAAGUUUUGUUGUCUAGUCCUUUGUCGACAAAGAGGAUGUAAUGUAGAUAUUACUAAAUCAAUCAAUGGCGUAAAGGACAUGAAAUUUGUCCCCAAAGUUGGAGAACUCAAUUUUCGGAACUAA